GUAAACGUCAUUGACACGACUGACUUUCCUUUCGACACGGCAUCUUCAUAGUUUUUAUUGUUUAUAUUUUUAAUUUAAUGGGAAUGCAGUAAUUCAGAAAUCUCCAAAAAUGAGAAUCACAAAUGUUAGACGUGGUAGGAUCAUCCGUAUGAGUGCCGUUUGUGCAGUUUUAUUAAUUUUAAUUUAUGCUCUGCACAAUUACUCUCGUGCUAACAUUGCUAAAGAUACGGAAGAAAUACUGGGAUCAAAUUCACACGCUGAAUAUUACAAGUCCCACAAAAAUGUAUAUCCUACAUUAAAAACAGAACUUGGUAAUUUUGAGCCAAAAGUGAAGACGAAAGUGAAGGGGCCAGGUGAAGGUGGAGAGCCCUACCACAUGGCACAGGAUAGAGCAAAUGAUAUAGCAGAGUCAGAGAGUGAAUAUGGCAUGAACAUAGCUGCCUCAGAUGAUAUUGCUAUGAACAGAACUGUAACCGACACGCGUUUGGACGAAUGCAAAUACUGGCAUUACCCAGAAGACCUGCCGACCACGUCGGUCAUCAUAGUUUUUCACAACGAAGGCUUCUCAGUCCUCAUGCGGACUGUCCACUCGGUUAUAAAUCGAUCGCCGCCCCACAUUCUUCAUGAGAUUGUAUUGGUAGAUGACUUCUCCGAUAAAGAUAACCUCAAACAAAAUCUCGAUAACUACAUCAAACGAUGGAACGGCAAAGUCCGUCUUAUAAGAAAUACUCAAAGAGAGGGACUUAUCAGAACAAGAUCGAGGGGUGCCCAAGAAGCUACUGGUGACGUCAUAGUGUUCCUGGACGCACAUUGUGAGGUCAAUGUAAAUUGGUUGCCUCCACUCCUUGCCCCUAUUUACAGGGACUAUAGAAUCAUGACUGUACCAGUCAUAGAUGGUAUUGAUCAUCGAACAUUCGAGUACAGACCGGUAUACCAACAUGGAACAAAUUACAGGGGAAUAUUCGAGUGGGGAAUGCUUUACAAGGAAAACGAAGUGCCUGAUAGAGAAGCUAAUGAGCACAAACACAAAUCAGAACCAUACAAGAGUCCAACCCACGCUGGUGGGCUAUUUGCAAUAAAUAGAAGAUAUUUCCUGGAGAUUGGUGCUUACGACCCUGGCCUUUUAGUUUGGGGUGGAGAAAACUUCGAGCUCAGUUUCAAAAUAUGGCAAUGCGGUGGUAGCAUUGAAUGGGUGCCGUGCUCCAGGGUUGGACACGUAUAUCGUGCAUUCAUGCCCUACUCUUUUGGUAAUUUGGCGAAGAACCGUAAAGGUUCCCUCAUUACCAUUAACUACAAGCGUGUUAUCGAGACUUGGUUUGACGAGGAACAUAAGGAAUAUUUCUAUACAAGAGAACCGAUGGCCAGGUUCUUAGAUAUGGGCGAUAUAAGUGAGCAGAUCGCGCUCAGGGACAAGUUGAAGUGCAAAAGCUUUGGAUGGUUUAUGGAAAAUGUUGCGUACGACGUGUACGAUAAGUUCCCCAAAUUGCCCAAGAAUGUACAUUGGGGUAUGGUAAAGAAUAAAGCCACUGGUGUCUGUCUGGAUACGAUGGGCAAAGCAGCUCCAGCGUAUAUUGGUACAUCCACAUGCCACGGGGCGGGCAACAACCAAUUGUUCCGGCUGAACGAGGCGGGCCAGCUCGGUGUUGGCGAGAGAUGCGUGGAGGCCGACUCGGAUAGCGUGAAACAGGCGAUAUGUAGGCUCGGUACUGUUGAUGGGCCGUGGAGGUACGACGACGAACAUAAACACAUAAUCCACAGACUGCACAGUCACUGUUUGACAUUACAACCGCAUUCGCGCACAUUAGGCUUAGCACCCUGUGACCCCAAUAACACUUACCAACAGUGGACAAUCACGCAUAAAAAACCUAACUGGUGAGACUGACACUUCGCGGAAAAAAUAGUAUAAAUAAAGAAUGUAAUUAAAAAUUGAGAGAGUAGUUGCAAAAAAGUAAGGCCAUAGAUUAUACACAUUGAUUUUUGACAUCUGUCAAUGUUAUUUCGUGCAGUAAAAUCGUCUAGAAUUCGAAAUGCUACAGCAAUAUUAUUAUAUUAUACAUUUGCGAUAGCUUUAAUGUUUUUAAAAUGAGAAUGGAAACAACUGAAGUCAACAGACCUUAGAAAAAUGCAUUCUAUACAAAAAGUUUUUGUCUAUGGUAAAAUUGUUGUGACAUGUAUGAAAUUCCCUCGAUGAUAAGUGCAUGAAAUUAAUAUCCCGAUAAAUUAAAACAAAUGUAAAGCUUAAGUAAUUUUGAGUUGUAUUGUACUUGUUAAUAAAUGUGGAUACCGGCAAUAAAUAUUAAGUAAUUUUACAAAAAUAUGCGGAUUGGCAUAUUCUAUUUAUUAAAUAAAAAGCCUUAUUUUAAUGAAAUUAUAUGAAGUUAGUGUAAGAUUAAAAUUUGUAAGAGAUUAUAUGAAUUCCGAAAUAUUGGACCGAUUAUUUGUGAUCAUUCGUUUUCGCUAUUAUAUAAUAAGUUAAUAAAUUUAUAGGUAGUAAAAUUACAGUACACAGUGUACCUAUAUGCAUUUUAUGAGAUUAUUCACCUAUUAGGUUCAUGCUGUAUAACAUAUUUAUAACUGCAUAUAUGAACUACACAUAUUAUGUGGUAUUCAAUAAGGAUUGAUAAAAACAUUUUGCAUUUUGUUUCAAUAAGACUUGAAGGUGAUAUUAAUAUAAUAUGUAACAUCGUUUAUACAAAAUGGCAGUUAACCGAUUAUUAUUGGAUUGUACUUACCGAUUUAAACAUUCCUUAAAAAAAGAUACAUAGAAUCUCUAUUAUUAUAACGAGUUGAGAUUAUUUUAAUUGCUGAUAUGUAUAUAUAUUUUAAUGCAUUGUAUUUGUAUGAAAAUAUAGUAUGUAAUAUGUUAUUUCAUUUUUAUUAAAAAAUUAAAAUAAUUCGGAUUAAGUAGAAAACGUUAAAUAAACUCAAAUUUAUACUUGUAGUUGCUUUCAUUAUUAUAAUUUUAAACUAUCAUUAUAACGCUGGAACCCGCUUAUUAUUCCGAAUAUAAACUAUCUCUGUAACAAAUUUUAUACAAAUCGGAUCAGCUGUUUCUGAAUGGAAGGACUUAAAAACAGAAUUGUACUUUUUUUACAAACUUUCGCCUUAAUAUUAAUAUUAAUAGGAUCAAGGAAUUGAAUGCUUAUACAUUGUAAUAUAUCAUUACAUAGUUGCACAUUUUAUCAAGUCGUAGCUUUCUUGAUCUCUUCAACACAUAAUAAUAUUUUAUACAAGGCGCUUUGGGAAAUAGAAAAAAUGGUAAUAGAAAAAUUAUUAUUUAAUUUAAGUACUAGCUUUUUAUUUGCCAGCAAAUUUGAAAAAUGAUAAUUUCAUUUAUGAUAUCCUAUUUCUGUAUGACGUUAUACUAUACAAAAAAAAUAACGAAAACCCAUUACAGUAAAAGCAAUAAGAUACCUAAGUUGAAAUUAAUCUUAAUUUCAUUACAUCUCUAAAAGUUGUCUUAUCUCUAAGAAGCGGUCACUUCCAGGUAAGCGUGUUUAAACUAAAAGGUUGAAAGACUCAUAAUAUGAGAAAAAUAAUAUAUGUGUGUAGAAAUUGUUAUACUAGAAAGAGUUCAAAAAUAUACUUACAUUUGUUUCUUACUUUAUUACCCCAAUGCACUGUAGUCUUUUUCAAGUCUCAACAUUAUUAUUUUUAUACUAUUUAUAUACAAUUUUAUUGUUUGCGUAUCUUUGCUGAAAUGUGCUCAAAAACUAGGUAUGAAAACUUGUCUUAGUGUUUGUAUGGCUUAUGAUACUUUUCUUUAAUGAAAUAAAAUACUUUUUCUGUAUUGCUACUGUGAUUUUUCAACACGUAUAUGUAUUUUAUUGUAGAAAAUAAAUUGAUAUUUGUUGUUA
This is a messenger RNA of Zerene cesonia (dogface butterfly), 3857 nucleotides long. RefSeq names its product N-acetylgalactosaminyltransferase 7 (gene Pgant7). Lineage: Eukaryota; Metazoa; Arthropoda; Insecta; Lepidoptera; Pieridae. The coding region runs from base 110 to 1876 and encodes 588 amino acids. The transcript is spliced from 6 exons. Gene Ontology annotation, cellular component: Golgi apparatus. The record is from RefSeq and is a predicted model, not a curated record.